ACAGCACCGGUGUGUGGGCACAGCAUUCAUGACAACCACUACCAUGAAGUACAUUCUGGUGACGGGAGGUGUGAUCAGUGGCAUCGGGAAGGGUGUGAUCGCCAGCAGUAUCGGCACACUCUUGAAGUCGUACGCCUUGAGGGUCACCUCCAUUAAGAUCGACCCCUACAUCAACAUAGACGCUGGCACAUUCUCGCCAUAUGAGCAUGGUGAAGUGUUUGUGUUGGACGACGGGGGUGAGGUGGACCUGGACCUGGGUAACUACGAGCGCUUUCUGGACGUAACCCUCCAUAAGGACAACAACAUAACCACCGGAAAGAUAUACCAACACGUGAUCCAAAAGGAGCGAAGGGGUGACUACUUGGGAAAGACGGUCCAAAUCAUACCACACGUG
This is a messenger RNA of Oppiella nova, 394 nucleotides long. The record is from the annotation of a GenBank genome assembly. Lineage: Eukaryota; Metazoa; Arthropoda; Arachnida; Sarcoptiformes; Oppiidae.